Molecule: messenger RNA, 1206 nt
Organism: Brienomyrus brachyistius
Lineage: Eukaryota; Metazoa; Chordata; Actinopteri; Osteoglossiformes; Mormyridae
Product: regulator of G-protein signaling 9-binding protein
Exons: 3
Coding region: 166-888 (240 amino acids)
Biological process (GO): G protein-coupled receptor signaling pathway
Cellular component (GO): neuron projection
Source: RefSeq, a predicted model, not a curated record
ACUAAAGGAAAAGAGGAUUGGAUAACACUGGGGAAUGAGGUAAUUGAAUUCGCUGGAGCUGACAGCAUCUUUAAGAAACAUUCAGUUUGGAGCUUGGGAACGCCAUCACAAACAACGCUUCUGGAAGUCAUGAGAACGUAUUGGACCGUCUAAACAAAGGAGAAGAUGAAUCGAUGGCGACGGUCCGUGGGAGAGCUCCAGGCCCGGCGACGCCCGCUGCUGGAAUGUCAGCGAGCACAGGCAGCUUUCAUCAAGGUGACUGCAUGUCUCCAGCUGCAGGCCACUUGUCUGGGGAGCAACUCUGACUGCAGCCGCCUGAGAGAGGAGUUGGGUGAAACCAGGGCACUAGCACACAGCCUCUGCACAGGGCUGCAGAAGAGGCUGACAACACUGUUGACUCAAGGAGAGCUACCGCAGGAGGAAAGGGCAGAAGCAGAACGAUUGUGGGUCCUUUUCCUGUCCGGGCUGGAGAUCUUCCAGCAGGACUUGCAAAAGGUCAUUCUCCUACAAGAGCUCUUCCCCUUAAAGCAGCCCCGUGACCGACUGUCACUAGUCAACACAGGGGGCUCGGGUGACGGGAUAGGAGUCACAGGCCGGGUAACCAUGUCACAGAUGCCCUGGCCAAAGACGCAAGACCAAGACCCCUGUCCGGACCUCAGCACGCAGAUCUCCCAGCUGGAGGCCAUGGCCCAGGAGAUGCUGCGCAAGGUCAACGUACCGUUCUGGUCAGUAGAGGCCACACAGGAAGCUUGGGCAGAUAGUGUUGAUACAGAGCAAGACGAUGAGCCCGUGGAGGAAAUGUCAGUGGAGAAUGUAGCAGCUGGACCCCAGAGGCUUGGUGGGUGCUGUCACUAUCCUGGCUGCCGGGUCCUCUGCUUGCUCAACUGAACACCACGGAGUGUUUCCUCAACCCAGUCCCCCGAGAACCCCACAGAGCACACAUUUGUUCCCUUCCAUCGUGGUCUCUGAGGACUGGAUUGAGAAACACCGCUAGAGGUACAACCACACCCAAGAUCGGCAUAGUAGGUAAGCAUACAGUAAGAGUGCUACUGCAAAUGGAGGCGGCUAUACAGAAUCGAGUCAGAUUAUACUGGAUUAUGAAAUUUGUACUGCAGAAUCAUAGGAAGUGUAACAGUGUGUCAAAACUGGAGAAAUACUGGGAGUAUUAUGAUGUGCAUUAAAUACUGACAUACAAUCUGUGGUAAA